Molecule: messenger RNA, 776 nt
Organism: Populus nigra (black poplar)
Lineage: Eukaryota; Viridiplantae; Streptophyta; Magnoliopsida; Malpighiales; Salicaceae
Exons: 2
Coding region: 207-590 (127 amino acids)
Biological process (GO): cell fate determination
Source: RefSeq, a predicted model, not a curated record
GCCAACCUUUUCACUCGUGAAUAUUGCAUGUGACUCUCUCUCUUUCGAUAAUGCUUCUCCUCACAUCACAGCCACAAGAGACCUUCCAGUUACUUUAAAUCCUAGCUAAGCUCUGUCCCUCUUUUUCACUCGCAUUGCUGGUCUACAUAUACUAAUCAACAAGCUCUAUCGCACAGUCUGUUAUCCUCACUAAACGUACGUACCCCAUGAAGAUGCAGAAGCAACAAGCUUUCACCUUCCUUCUCCUUACAGUAUCUCUCACAUUUCCCUCUCUGAUCCACAGUUUGGGGGCUAAAUGUGCAACCAACGCUCCAAGUGUCCAACAGACUCAAGUGGGGAAUGGUAAUCCUCCAAGAUUUAUGGUUGAAGUGCAAAACAACUGCCCUAUGUGCCCAGUUAUCAACAUCCACUUGAAAUGUGGAAGCUUUCCUCAAGCUCUCGUCAACCCUAGGUUGCUCAAAGUGGUAGCCCCAGAUGACUGUGUCGUUAAUGGAGGCUUGCCACUCUCACCCCUACAAAGAUUUUCCUUCAAUUACUCCCAUCAGAAGUAUCUCAUGCACCCAUCUUCUUGGUCCUUCCAGUGCGAGUAAACACAUCUACGUGCCUACCAUGUAUCCUCCUUAGCCUCUAAUGCACUAGCUAGUGGACCGUGUAUUUCAAUAAUUUAACCUAUGUUCUUCCCUUUGCAUUUUCAUUUUGUAUUCUCUUCUUAGCACUGUCUCUCCUUCUUGUAUCAAAUCUCUAAUCUGCAGAUAAUGCUUUCGUAUUAUGAGUCA